Molecule: messenger RNA, 368 nt
Organism: Aspergillus glaucus CBS 516.65
Lineage: Eukaryota; Fungi; Ascomycota; Eurotiomycetes; Eurotiales; Aspergillaceae
Exons: 1
Coding region: 100-327 (75 amino acids)
Source: RefSeq, a predicted model, not a curated record
ACUCUGUUCUCAUUUUCAUUCCGCCACCCGAGAUCGUGUGUCCGUCCAAACGACGUGUCCAACCUCAGCCUCGCCAAUGUGUUGCUCUCAGUCUGAGCCAUGCCCUCAGAGAGCACAAAACCAACUCCGAGUGAAUUUUCGGAGUAUGUAGUGAAUCCAGUUUGGUGUAUAUUCGCCUUCGUAUGCGUCUUUCUGCGUUUGCGUCGCUUGAGGAAGAUGAUGGUAGGAGAUAAAAAGACGGAAGAUGGGGCAAAAGAUGAGAUGGAAGGAAGACGAAAAUCAGACGGUGGGAUACGUCAGAUAUAUACGAAGGAGGGUGAGCAAUGACUGGUUGUCGUCGAUCGAAGUUUUCGAGAAGUUGUAAUGCU